This is a messenger RNA of Pyrenophora tritici-repentis Pt-1C-BFP, 1539 nucleotides long. Its product is annotated as APC-basic domain containing protein. The record is from RefSeq and is a predicted model, not a curated record. Lineage: Eukaryota; Fungi; Ascomycota; Dothideomycetes; Pleosporales; Pleosporaceae.
AUGCUUGAUGAGUACGAAUGUCACCCUGUGGAUCCUUCAGAGUGGAUGGAAAGUAUCUCACCGGUUGAGAUACAAGACGAGACAGAAGAAGACGAGAGAUACGCAUUUGUAUCGCCGCUUCUCGACCCAUCUCAAUGCGAGGAAGACUCUGCUAGCAAUGACGAAUCAGAUAUUGUAGAAAAGGGCCCUGCGAAUGCUGUUCCGCCUCACCUAAGUCCAGAUGACGCUUUUUGGACCCGUAUGCGACUGGUACAAAUCCGCAACCUUCUAGUUCGCUGCCAAAUCCUCUACACCACCGUGAGAUGCAUGGAGCGCAGACCUUCGAAACCACCCACCGAUGCUCAGCUGGAUCGAUACUAUAAGAAGAUACGGUACCUCGGCACUAGAGCACGAAAAGUAGCUGAGGCCAUAGGAGGCGACGACUUACGAGCGCGAGCCGAAUAUUGGGCGGGACGCGGCUGCGGUGGCCUACAGGAUUGGCAGGCAGCCAUCACCCAUUUCACAGCAGCGAUCAAGUUUGACGUACCCAACUUUACAGACGAAAAAGAAGAAUUACGCCAAAGAGGAUUACUACAAGAAGAGAAAAACGACGUGGAGUUUCUACUACAAAGCGUGAAGCAGCGCGAGCGAGACUUGGAGCAGCGAAAAGAAAACGCGAUCAGAGAGAAAUAUGGCGAUAUCCAUCCCAACUUACACCCACCGGAUAUUAACUGGGCUUUGUUAAAAGGUCCGCGCUGGACUCCAGACCGAGACCGCCUCGUAGAACUUGCAAAGACACAGUAUGGCAGCACGAGGCAAUCCAUGAGUCGCUUCACCAUCACCGAAAACGGGGAAGAGGGUUACACAAAGGAAGAGAUCAGUUUCAUCUACGAGAGAAUGGCUAUGGAGGACACGAGCGAAUUUUCACGAAAAUUGCUCAGCGUGGAGGAGUGGCGGUAUAUCGUCCGUGGAGAUGAGCCCGGAGAUGGUCAAGAUGGUUCCCCGCAGCAGCAAGCUCAGCAUAGCGAGCCCGCAGCUGAAACAAAUGCUCGCCUUCCUGACAUAACCCUUACUACACCGACUGAAAGAUCUUCAUCAGAGAGUUCAAGACAGACGUCAAUGGAAUCAAACGAUGCACACUUGAAAAAACCCCAGUCAGUCUCCAAUCCACCACUACCAUCACCGCCUCCGUUGAGAUUAUCCAAAUUGGAAAACACAAGUUCACCGACAUCACCACGCCUCACCAUCAAGGAACGACGAAAAAAGAAGGUGAAGAGUAUUGUUAUGCCACGGGGACAGACUGGGGUGGUUGCUUCGCGUGCUUUGCCGAAGUCUGCUGAACCUAAAGAUAACAAAGGAACGGGCGACGAGGAGAGUGAGGGCGAGAUUGUGGAUGUGAGGUUGGAUCAUACACUAGAUGUUGAGGAGACCAUUGCUAGCAUUUUUGAGAGGGAUGCUGAGAAUGCUGGUAAUGAGAGUGGGGGAAGUACGCCACGGGUGGCUGGAUUUGAGGACGAGAGUGGGGAGAGUACGCCACAGGUGGCUACUGAGUCAAAGUGA